Molecule: messenger RNA, 810 nt
Organism: Penicillium cosmopolitanum
Lineage: Eukaryota; Fungi; Ascomycota; Eurotiomycetes; Eurotiales; Aspergillaceae
Exons: 2
Coding region: 1-810 (269 amino acids)
Source: RefSeq, a predicted model, not a curated record
AUGGAGCAGGAUGUUCCGGAAAAUAUUCUCAAGACAAUCUGGGAGAAACUUAGGAAGGGGGACAUUAUUCUGCCACCGAAUUUCCCUCUGAUUCCCUCGAAUUCCUCAGCUGCCAAGGCAAUACGAUUUGCAUUGAUCUUGGCUGUUCUGUUCAGGGAGAUAAAUCAACGGAUUUUCCAACCGAGCUACUUUCUGUCGGAGACCAAUAACCUUCGUGAAACUCUCGAACAUCUUGCAGUUAGUAAUGGCGAGAAGGAAGCGUUUUGCCGUCGCGUGCUUCUCUCGAUCGAUUCGGAUGCUGAGCAUAACGCUCUUGAAUCGGAGAUUGGAGCUAUAGCCCAGAAGAUGCUCUCUUAUGCAGGCAGAAUUUUUUCCGAGUCGCAGCAAGAGCUAUUUUGUACUAAGAUUAGACAAAUAGUUCAGACCGCCGCCGAAGCUUGGCUUCCAAUCCAGCGAUCACGACGGAAAUUUGAGACGGACUUCGACGAAUCUUUUGAUCCCGAUGACAGCGAAUGGGAUCGUUUCCCUUUCGCUGGUGAAAAUACAACACCGGCGGCACAGGACCUUCAAGGCCUUUAUAUUCUCAAUAUCUUCCCAUGCAUCUCCUCGUUGGAAGAUGACGACUAUGACCCCUUGACCAAGAUAAUCCAACUCCGUAGCUCUCAGGCAUUGUAUCUAGCGGCACAGGGGGAAGCUGCCCAAAUAGCAAGCUGUGUCUCCGCCAGGAGGUCUUCGAAUCGUCCCAGGAGGCAAUCGACUGCAGGCUCGAAUGGGAAUCAUUUUUUAGGUGGAAGUUCGGCCAAGGUCUGA